Molecule: messenger RNA, 3336 nt
Organism: Chaetomium fimeti
Lineage: Eukaryota; Fungi; Ascomycota; Sordariomycetes; Sordariales; Chaetomiaceae
Product: exocyst complex protein exo70
Exons: 8
Coding region: 1-3336 (1111 amino acids)
Biological process (GO): exocytosis
Cellular component (GO): cytosol; exocyst
Molecular function (GO): pyridoxal phosphate binding; transaminase activity; phosphatidylinositol-4,5-bisphosphate binding
Source: RefSeq, a predicted model, not a curated record
AUGGCUCUCAUACAGAGAGAGGAGAAUGGCGCUGAUGGCAAGCGGGUAGUGGGGAAAUCCGCUGUGCUUCACAGAGAUCUUGGCUAUGACUUCCUUCCUCUACUAGGAGGCGAGGGCAACCACCUUGUGCUCGGGGACGGGCGCAGAAUUUUCGACGCGUCAGGGGGUGCUGCUGUUGGAUGCAUCGGUUGGGGCAACGAGAGAGUUGCCCGGGCCGUUAUGAGGCAGAUGAUGGCGAUACCGUACUGCUCGACGGUCUUCUAUACGACAAAGGCCCAGGAGGAUAUCUGUCGCUACUUGGUCGACUCGACGAACGGAAACAUGAGCCGUGCUUAUAUCGUCAACUCCGGUUCCGAAGCGAUGGAGGCAGCCGUCAAGCUCGCUAGGCAGUAUUUCCUCGAGCUCAGCCCGGCGCAGAACAAGAGGACCCGCUUCAUUUCCCGGAAUCAGUCAUACCAUGGCAUCACCUUGGGCGCGUUGGCGAUUGGGGGGCAUGCGUACAGACGAGCAAAGUUCGAGCCACUCUUGAUGAAGAACGUCUCCAAGGUGUCCCCGUGCAACGCCUUCCGUGGCAGGAAAACGGACGAGACCAAUGAGGAGUACGUCGCCCGACUGGUUCAAGAGCUUGAUGACCAAUUCCAAGCCGUCGGACCGGAUACUGUCUGUGCUUUCAUUGCUGAGCCCGUUGUGGGCGCCGCCCUCGGAUGUGUCCCCUCGGUUCCCGGGUACUUCAAGGCGGUGCAGGCGGUCUGCCAAAAGUAUGGCGCGCUCCUCAUCUUUGACGAGGUCAUGUGCGGCAUGGGACGGACUGGGACUCUGCAUGCAUGGGAGCAAGAGGGGGUCGUGCCGGACAUUCAGACUAUCGGCAAGGCUCUUGGUGGCGGUUACCAACCAGUAGCGGGCGUGCUCGCGAGCCGGAAAGUAGUGGACGUGCUAGAGAAAGGCAGCUCCGUUUUCGUCCACGGCCACACGUAUCAGGGUCAUCCAGCAGGCUGUGCUGGAGCGCUCGAGGUCCAGCGGAUCAUUCGCGAAGAGAAUCUCCUAGAAAACGUCCAGGCAAUGGGCGAGUUACUCUCCAGGCGGUUGCAAGAACGGCUGGGGGCGCAUCCCAACGUGGGCAACAUUCGAGGACGGGGACUCUUUUGGGGCAUCGAGUUUGUUGCCGAUAAGGAGACGAUGAACCCGUUUCCAGUCGGUGACCGCGUGGCCUUGACGAUCUGCGAGCGCGGGUUGGCCAAGGAGUACGGCAUCAGCGUGUAUCCGGGUACUGGGUCGGCCGAUGGCAUCAACGGCGACCACAUCAUCAUCUCGCCCGCCUAUAAUGUGCGCAGCGAGGAGAUCGACAUUUCUUCGCGGCCCAUUGCGCUGGUGGUGAUAGUUGCUGAGGCCGAGAAGAUUAGCAUGGCCGUCGGGGUCACCAACGGCCGGCAUGCUGCCGACGAGGAAGCCCGAGCCGAAGUCGACGUCCUCAACUCGCGCCUGGAAAAGACGACGCAAUUGACCAAAAAGAUCCAGGCAUGUCUCGGCAGGCUCGAGGCGACAGGGAAGAGUGUUCGAGAUGUCGCGGGGCCAUUGAAUGGGGAAACAAAGAGGCUGCAAAUACUGGGAAACAACAUCGAAUCCGUGCUCUCAUCCAUCGAACGCCUCCGCCAGCCCGCCGACAGCAAGAACGACGAAGAGCAAAUCAUCCGGAUGGGUCCAGACAAGGCCGGUCUACCUAAUUACUUGGCGUCCAUAAAGCGCCUAAACAAGGCCCUCAGCGACAUGAAGGCGUCAAACCUCCGGUCGACGCAACAGACGGUCGCAGAGCUUCAACGGCUGGUGAAACUAGGAAACACGCAGCUCGAGAAUUCAUUCGACAAGCUUCUCAGAAACGAGACGCCGCGCGCGAUCGAGCCGCUACAUUUCAUCACCAAAAACAAACCAUUUCCCGUGUUGUCGCAAGACAAGUUUGCCAGGCUGGGCCUGAUGAACUCGUUCGUUGCCGGGGUUUACCGGCAGAGCGGCGGCGCGGCGCCCCAGGAGUCGCCAAUAGCAAAAAUAUACAUCGAGAUCCGGUCACAGUACCUCUCGUCAGCCCUGGUGAACCUGGCGACGGCGAGCACCAGCACCGCCAAGAAGAAGAACCCAGACGCGAUCUACCGGGCCGGCACCAGCGGGAUAGGGACGUACGCCCAGGCGAUGGAGGGUCUCUUCGUCUCCGAGUACGAGAAUAUCUGCAACAUCUUCACCCGAGACGACUGGGGGCCGGUAUUCGAGGCGACAUGUCAGCCGUCGUUGGUGGAGCUGGGGAGGACAUUGCGCGAGCUGAACGGGCAUAUCAAGGCGCACAUGACCACCGACUGCUACCUAGCGUACGAGAUUGUCGAGAUUCUCUCGGAACUUUCGAGCAACCUCGAGAGGAGGACGGGCGAGCUCAAGAAUCCGUUGGCGGCAUCACUGAAGCCAGUUCGCGAAACCGCCAAGUCGUCGUUACCGGAACUCUUGGACGACACCAAAAGGCGGGUUAACGGCCUGCAGACGCUCCCGCUGGACGGCGCACCAAUCCCGAUCGUGUCCGAGACCAUGAAGCGGUUGCAGACCAUGGUGGACUUCCUUCGACCAAUCUCGAGCAUCAUGGUCUCUCUCGGGGACGGCGGUUGGAAAUCAGCCUCUACUUCACGAGGCGGAGGAGGUGAUGCCGUCCCGAGCCUCGCGUCCUUCGACAUUGGCGCCGACGGCAAGGAGAUCUUCGCGCACUACUGCACCGACACGAUCGAAGCGCUCAUGUUGGCGCUCGACGCCCGCGCCCGGCUCCUUUUGCAAAAGAAGCCCGUCAUGGGCGUCUUCCUCGCCAACAGUGUUACCAUCAUCGACCGCAUGAUUCAAACCUCGGAACUUGCCGGCUUGCUGGAUGGCCGCCUGGUGGCGCUCGAGACGUGGCGAAAGAAGGCCGCCAGCUUCUACGCCGACAGCACCAAAGACGUCAGCAUGCACCUGUUCGACGUCAUCCACACGGGUCGCGGCGGCGGCGGGGGCCGGCCCACGUCGGGCCAAGGCGGCGCGAUGGUGAUCGACUCGGCGUCGAUCCUUAAGGGCCUGGGUUCCAAGGACAAGGAGAGCAUCAAGGGCAAGUUUUCGGCCUUCAAUGCGUCCUUUGACGACAUGGUACUCCGCCACAAGGGCUACAGCAUGGAGCGCGAGGUCAGGCAGAUGUUUGCCAAGGACAUGCAGACCAUGAUCGAGCCGCUGUACAACCGUUUCUGGGACAGGUACCACGAGGUGGACAAGGGGAAGGGCAAGUAUGUCAAGUACGACAAGUCAGCGAUCGCGGCUGUGUUUUUGACGCUGUAUUGA